CAAAAUUCAUUUGCCGAACGGUUUCUUGUCAGGUGUUGGACAGAAACGGACGACAGACUGAACCUUUACCUUUAUUUUCUUUCAAAGCUAAAAAUGAAUAAUUUGAUCGAACGACAAAGAGGUCUCCAUGAAGAGAUCGAACGUUUGGAGCAAGCGAUCGUUGAUCAGUUCAUGCAAGAUCCAAAGACACAUCGCGAACGUUUACGCAACGAACAUGUCGUCGACAAAUUUCUGACUCGCAUUGCCGACAAGAGUGAAAAUUUGUACGAUAUGUAUGAAGAUAAGAAUGGAUUACGACAGUCCGAAGUCGAAGCUCUAUCUGCAUCAACAGAAUUCAGCGAGUUUUAUGAACGUUUACGCGUAAUUAAAGACCACCAUCGCAAAUACCCUAAUGAACCCGUUGAACCUCCAGAAAUGGAAUUCAUCCAUAUGAAUUUGAAUAAUGGAGCUGGUGGCGAAGAAGGCGAAGAAGACGAACUCGAGAAAAAGUUCUCUGGUGAAGAAAGCUAUGGCCGGUACCUGGAUAUGAAUGAAUUGCACAACGAAUAUGUCAACUUGAAAGACGUAAAAAAGCUGGAUUAUUUGCAGUACCUGAGCGAAUUUGAUGAUUUCGCUCAAGCGUACCCAAGGAAUAUCAAAACAAGUCCAGAAUAUAAGCAGUAUUUGGAUCAUUUGAAAACAUAUCUGUACUCAUUUUUCCGCCGAGCAAAACCAUUGUUUGACCUUGUUGAGAUGGAGAAACAAGUAGACAAGGAUUUGGAAGAAAAGUGGGAAAAAGGGCAAAUCCCUGGAUGGGAAGAGAUCGGAAAUGACAUGGUGGAUUCGGACGUAUACUGUGAAGCUUGUCAAAAACAAUUCACAAAGAAAACUGUGUACGAUAGUCAUUUGACAGGAAAGAAACAUCGAAAGAAUGCCGAAAAGUUGCAAGGAGAGCAGCAAGAACAAACAAACGGUGAAUAUAAUGGCAGUGCCAAACAAGACCGACGAAGAGGACUUGCACGAAACGAACUUCUGAUAGCAAAAUACGCCGAAGGAUUGUCAGAUAUUCGAGAAGAGACCAAAAGCAAUGUGGAACGAAAGCAGGCACUUACAGACAAAGAACGUACACUCGAACAAGAUCAGGAAGAAAUCGAUCUUGCUGAGCAAGAAUCAGAUGAUGAAGACGAAGAUCGUAUCUACAAUCCACUCAAACUACCACUUGGUUGGGAUGGCAAGCCAAUUCCUUACUGGUUGUAUAAGCUUCAUGGUUUGGGUGUGGAGUAUCCAUGCGAAAUUUGCGGCAAUUAUGUCUACAUGGGUCGUAAGGCAUUCGAUAAACAUUUCCAAGAAUGGCGACACGCGCACGGUAUGCGCUGUCUUGGCAUCCCGAACACUCGACAUUUCCAUGAAAUCACAAAGAUUGAUGACGCCUUUGCCUUAUAUGCAAAGUUAAAGAAAGAAAACGCGGCUGCAGACUUUGUUGCUGACUCCAUGGAAGAAUACGAAGAUGAUGAAGGCAACGUAUACAACAGAAAGACCUACGAAGAUCUGCGACGACAAGGCAUCAUCUAGAUAUACUGUGUUAUAUAUAUAAAGAGAGAAAAGGGUAACAAAAAAAGCAUUUCUAAAAUAAUAAAUAUUUA
Zychaea mexicana is the source of this 1622-nucleotide messenger RNA. RefSeq lists its product as uncharacterized. Bases 94 to 1551 code for a protein of 485 amino acids. Gene Ontology annotation, biological process: mRNA splicing, via spliceosome. NCBI's taxonomy places the organism in Eukaryota, Fungi, Mucoromycota, Mucoromycetes, Mucorales, Lichtheimiaceae. The record is from RefSeq and is a predicted model, not a curated record. Gene Ontology annotation, cellular component: spliceosomal complex; nucleus. The transcript is spliced from 8 exons. Gene Ontology annotation, molecular function: zinc ion binding; RNA binding.